This is a messenger RNA of Aureobasidium uvarum, 1998 nucleotides long. The record is from the annotation of a GenBank genome assembly. Lineage: Eukaryota; Fungi; Ascomycota; Dothideomycetes; Dothideales; Saccotheciaceae.
AUGCGUAUGACUAGAGCUCAAGCGGCUGCGCUUGCGGCUGCUGAAGCUGAUGUGGAUGGUGCAGAUCCUAGAGCUGCCAACGACAAUAACGAUUAUGAUAACGAGAAUGAGAAGGAUGGAUCUACGACGCCUACUGGAGAACCCGAGGAGCGCGGAGUAUUGAGUGAAUUGACGAUCAACUUGGACACCAACAGAGAGGAGGAAGACACUGCCGUCUCUGGAGAACAAGUGGAAGAGGGGGACGUGGAGGAGGAGGGGGAGCCUGAGGACAUCAAUGGCAAAGCAAACGAGGUAGUAGAGGAAGAACAUCAAGGUAUGUUGAAGCCUGUCCCUACCUACUCUCAAGAAGCUCUCGCUGACCUCUCUUCGAUAGCAACCACCACAUCAACUCUUUCGAGCGGCGACAACGAUAAGCCGAAGCACAUCUCGAUCCACCAAGACGACACGCUUCAACCACCUCAGAAAGACCUUGACGCUGGAUCGCCCACUACAGAGCUACCGCUGCUCAACAUAACUCCUCAACGCACGCCAGCCAAGAACAUUAUCAAGAAUGAAUUCGCCCAUAUGAGAAGCACGUCAAACAAGGAGAACAUGGUGCCCGCCGAGGGUGCUGUUGCCGGGCCAGUGGACAGACUGCAGACCCAGGUCGAGUUUCUGGAAGCUGGCCAAGAGAUGCAAACACCGCAACAGGAUGACCAGACACAGCCUGAGCAGCAGCCUGAGAUCCGCGAGCAUGAAGGGAAUGGAAGCGCGACGCAAACAGAACCAAAGACACCACAAGCAGAGGACGGACAGGACAAUAGCCUCAUCAAUCACUUCGAGGCCUUGCGCGUGUCUCCGAAGAAGCAAAAGUUCAACGAGCAGGAACUUAUGUCUGGUGCAGAACAGCCACUUCCUGAACAGCCAAAUCUGCCCAGAGAAAGUACUGAUGCGCAGAGAAAAUCAAUGAAGCAGACGGACAAGGCCAAAGAUGAUCCUCAGCAGUCGCAAACACAAGACCCGAACAAGGACCAGGAGAAGAAAGUCCCUACUUCUUCAACCGCAAAGAAGCCCUCAUCUACAUCUGCCACAACUGACACCUCAAAACCUGCACGGAAGCCUUCAGUGAGGCAAUCAACCCUUGGUCGUCAGUCUUCAGUCAUUCGGAAGUCCAUGGCUCCACCCUCACGCCCUGAACCAUCGAAAGACGCAGCCAUCAAACGCACGACGUCCACCAAGCGCGCCUCCGUUCGCCCCAGCAUGGCUCCCCGAGCAGGCUCCUCCCAAUCCACCGAACGACCAUCUGCUCUCGCACACAUCCCUCACUCCAAACCUCGCCCCAUGUCCAUGUCCUUCCCCACUCCUCCCCCACCCCCAAAGUCAUCAAAGGCACCCACUCAAUCGACCUUCCAGCUCCCCGGCGAAGCCAUCGCCGCGAAACUCAAGGCAGACAAGGAAGCCCGUCUGCAACGACAAGCCGAAUCCGGUGCUUCUUCUCAACGCCAAUCCUACAAACCUCCCGUAACCCAGAAAUCAACAAAGGCACCCACAAAAGCAACCUUUCAGCUCCCCGGUGAAGCCAUCGCAGCGAAACUGAAAGCCGAAAAGGAAGAACGACAAAAACGCGCAGAAGAAAAUGCUCCCAAGGCCGCUUACAUUCCUCCCGCGACGCAAAAGAGCACAAAACCAGUCACCAAAGCGACCUUCCAAUUGUCUAGCGACGUCUUUGCUGCAAAAAUGAAAGCCCAAAAGGAAGCUCGCCUGCUCAAGCAAAAGGAAGAAGAGGAGAAGAGGGAAAAAGAGAGAGGAUUGUUCAAAGCAAGACCGGUUCCCAAAUCAAUGGCCAAACCCGCAGCAGAAGUGAGGCAGAAUGCCGCUAGUCGCGCACGACUACCUUUGCUGAGAAUGCAACAAACGGCAUCAAAAGAACAACCAGCGUCCGCGAAUCCACUGCAGCAGCAAAACCCCGUCUCUCGUCCUUUUAUCCUUCCUCCUCCUCCUCUACCACCACCACCUUAG